Molecule: messenger RNA, 3546 nt
Organism: Jaculus jaculus (lesser Egyptian jerboa)
Lineage: Eukaryota; Metazoa; Chordata; Mammalia; Rodentia; Dipodidae
Gene: Nt5e
Product: 5'-nucleotidase ecto
Exons: 9
Coding region: 1-1713 (570 amino acids)
Biological process (GO): AMP catabolic process
Cellular component (GO): plasma membrane
Molecular function (GO): 5'-nucleotidase activity; metal ion binding; nucleotide binding
Source: RefSeq, a predicted model, not a curated record
AUGCGUCCCGGCGCUGCGCUCCGCUGGCUGCUGCUGCCUGCGCUGCUGGGGCCCGCGGCCCGCGCCUGGGAGCUCACCAUCCUGCACACCAACGACGUGCACAGCCGCCUGGAGCAGACCAGCGAGAACUCCGCCAAGUGCAGCAACGCCAGCAAGUGCGUGGGCGGCGUGGCCAGGCUCUUCACCAAGGUGCAGCAGAUCCGCCGCGCUGAGCCCAACGUGCUGCUGCUGGACGCCGGCGACCAGUACCAGGGCACCAUCUGGUUCACCGUGUACAAAGGCGCCGAAGUGGCAUACUUCAUGAACCGCCUACGCUACGAUGCCAUGGCACUGGGAAACCAUGAAUUUGACAACGGUGUGAAAGGACUGAUUGAUCCACUCCUCAAACAGGCCAAGUUUCCGAUUCUGAGUGCAAACAUGAAGGCAAAGGGGUCACUAGCUUCCCAAAUAGCAGGACUUUAUUUGCCACAUAAGAUUCUUGCUGUUGGUGGUGAAUCUGUGGGAAUUGUUGGAUAUACUUCAAAAGAAACCCCUAUACUCUCAACUCCAGGACCAGAUUUAAUAUUUGAAGAUGAAAUUACUGCAUUGCAACCUGAAGUAGACAAACUAAAAGCUCAGAAUGUGAACAAGAUUAUUGCCCUGGGACACUCUGGUUUUGAAAUGGAUAAACUCAUCGCUCAGAAAGUGAAGGGUGUGGACAUCGUGGUAGGAGGACACUCCAACACCUUUCUCUAUACAGGCAAUCCACCCUCCACAGAGAAGCCUGAAGGGAAGUACCCAUUCAUAGUCACCUCUGAUGAUGGGCGGAAGGUUCCUGUAGUCCAGGCCUACGCUUUUGGCAAAUACCUGGGCUACUUGAAGGUCGAGUUCGAUGAGAAAGGGAAUGUCAUCACUUCGCACGGAAAUCCCAUUCUUCUCAACAGCAGCAUUCCUGAAGAUCUGAGCAUCAAAGCAGAUAUCGACCAAUGGAGGAGAAAGCUAGAUAACUACUCUAGGCAGGAAUUGGGGAAAACCAUCGUCUACCUGGAUGGCUCCACCCAGUCAUGCCGCUUUAGAGAGUGCAACAUGGGUAACCUGAUCUGUGAUGCCAUGAUUAAUAACAACCUUAGACACCCAGACGAUAUGUUCUGGAACCACGUAUCCAUGUGCAUUUUCAAUGGAGGAGGCAUCCGGUCACCCAUUGAUGAGCAGAACAAUGGCAUAAUUACCUGGGAGAAUCUGGCAGCCGUGUUGCCCUUCGGGGGCACAUUUGACCUGGUCCAACUAAAAGGCUCCACCUUGAAGAAGGCUUUUGAGCACAGCGUGCGUCGCUACGGCCAGUCCACAGGAGAGUUCCUGCAGGUGGGCGGAAUCCAUAUAGUCUAUGAUCUUUCCCAGAAACCCGGGAACAGAGUGGUCAAAUUAGAUGUUCUCUGCACCAAGUGCCGCGUGCCCAGUUACGAGCCUCUCAAAGUAGAUGAAGUGUAUAAAGUAGUCCUCCCCAGCUACCUGGUCACUGGAGGCGAUGGAUUCUGGAUGAUAAAAGACGAGCUAUUAAAACAUGACUCUGGUGACGAAGAUAUUAGUGUGGUUUCUCAAUACAUCUCAAAAAUGAAAGUAGUUUACCCAGCAGUUGAAGGCCGGAUCAAGUUUUCUACAGGAAGCUAUUGCCAGGGAAGCCUUCUUUUGAUAUUUCUUUCACUUUUGGCAGUGAUCCUUGUUUUGUACCAAUAGCAGAAAUUCUCCUUACCACUGAUGUGAAACUGCAUUGUUGUUGUUUGCAGUGAUAUGGAAAUCUGCCUCUUAGGACCUGGCUUUGAGACGGCGCUGGACAUCCUCAUGGGCUCCAAGAAGCGGAUGCCCAGAGCACUGUGCAAGAGAAUGAUCAGCUCUUGAGCCGGCCACUUAGUGAGCAGACAGAAAGGGAAAUUAAACAGGAAGGGAUCAUUGUGGGGAAAGCCAACUAGAUUUAGUUUACAUACCCAAAUGACAACGAAUUAGAUUAACACCUUUAAACCACAAAAAUCAGUUUAUUCCAAUUACCCAUUUCAAACCCAUCAACAACUUAAUGUUUACACAAAGCUGCACCACUGCCAGGCAGUGGCUCACACCUGUAAUCACAGCACUUGGGAGGCAGAGGCAGAGCAGAGGCAGGAGGACUACCACAAGUUCAAGGCUGGCCCAGUUUACAUAACAAGUUGCAGGAUUACCAGGUUUAUACAGUGAGACUCUGUCUCCAACAAAAAAGCUUACAAAGCUUCCGCACAGCUUCAUUCCCAGCCUUUUGCAGGGGGCAGCACCUAAGUGUUGCGUGCCCACUGUGACAGAUAAGGAAACUGAAGUUCAGCACGCUUGUUCAAGGCCAUAUGGCCAAAAGUGACAGAUUCAAGACCUGGACUUGGGCCUUUUGACCUUGAAUCCAAUAUUCUUUCCACUGCAUCAAGUCUUCUCUCUUCAUCACUGUCAACACCCAAGCUCAUGGAUAACAAGACUUGGCUUUAUUGCUGCUCUCCACAACAUUUUCCCUUUGGGCUCCUGCUGUGUUACCGAGUUGGAGUCUAAACACAGGACAGCAUUCUGUCUUGCACCACCACGUGCCUUUGAUGAGUCAGCAAACUGAAGCAAAUAGCCAGGAAGUCCAGAAGCUGCCAAAGGCAGUCAAGGGGAAGGGGUGAAAGAAGAGAAGACAUGAGCCAGGACCAGUCUGCAUUACAGAAGAGCAAGAGCUAAUGGGGGCUCAGACGCGCUCAGGAGCAGCACAGUGCAGACAGAGAGCUCUGCUUCUUGUUAGUUCUAUGCGACUCCAUAUGCCCCGCCUCUGCUCUUUCCUUCCUCCCUCCCAGCAUGAAGGUGUCAUUGGAGGAGAACCUUCUAAAAUAGACUAUAAUUCUAAUCCUGCACCGCCCCUCCCCAGGAUGUCAGCGCAGCACUCGCUCUAGUCACACCAUGAGCAUUAGAGAAAAUUCCGAGUUCUAGAAGAUUUUAAGAUGUGUUAUGCAUAGGAUGUUUAAAGUCACUGUGCCGCAAAACUUAAUCACUGUCAGUCAUUCUCAAGUCCAGCCAUGGAAGCACCAGCAAGACACAGAACCUGAAGAGAAGCUCAGGAAAUUCCCAGAUGGUUAAAAAUUUCUGUCCACAGAGCAAACAAUUACUCAAGAUGGUGCUGGGUCCAGGUGAGCUGCUCAGCCCUGCAGUAGAAAUUUAAGCAGAAACAGGAGCCUCCCCUCGAGACCCUGAGCACAGCUGCUAGAGGUGUGGGGACAGGGUGCUUGCAUCCCAAUGUUUACGGGGUUCACGGAGGUGGCAGCAAAAUGCGGCCUUCAGUUCUAUGCAUGCAGAUCCACUACACACACACACCAUGAGACUGUCCGCAACAGCAAAGAGUGCAUCAGAAGUAUAUUUUUUUUUUUGCUUGGCCAGUAAAUUGGAAGAAAUCUUAUUAGAACAUAAUUUUUUAAAGAACCUUUUUUAAAUAUGUAUGUGUGUAUAUGUAUUAUGCAGGAGUGUUCAGAAAUGGCCCUAGACCACUGCAUUUGGAGAGUCCCAAAAAUAAAACUGAACAUAUGA